AAAAACAUGGAUCUUGAGAAAAAAAUCGUACAAAUCGACGAAGAAACAAAAAAAGAGAAAAAACGCAUGGAAGAUAGAGCCAAACAAUACGACAUCCAAAAGAAAAUGACCGAAGCAAGGCUCAAAAUGGAAAUGAAAAAGUCCGAGAUAAAUAAGUUGGAUGGCGAGAUUAUAACCAAAAAAUUGCAAGUUCUGGCUUUGCAGGCACGUGUGGAAACGCUCGACAAUCAACUUGAAAGUUCCGUGAAAGAAUUAAUUGUGCAAAAAAAUGUUUUAUUAGGGAAAUAUAGAAAGCAACACGAAAUUUUCAACGAGUUUAUGGGUAUUGUGAUGGAGUUCGUUACCGAUAAAACAGAAAUCUGCACGAAUAACAACAUGGCUGACAGUUCGUUGCAAAAAGAAUGUUUUAAAAUUAAAGGCGAGAUGGAGGCAUUAAAAAUAUACGCCAAAUUCCAGAAGGACAAAAUCGACGAGUUAAAUAAGUUAAAUUUAGUUUUUAAGUGAGUUCAAAGUUUGUUCUACAAAGUGAUCGAUUGUCUUGAUAAUGUUUAAACAAUAGGACAUGUUGUCGCCGGUGCUUACCUGUGUAAUCAUGACAAAUAAACUCGAAUGGAUGUUUUUUCGCGAAAACGAAACAUUUCUUCAAUCAUUGGAUACGAGAGCUCGUGACAAUGGAGACCUGGUGGAGUGCAACAUCGCUAAAGCCGUCGCCAUGGUUUGCCUUUUCGCGGCCUCCCUUGCUCUGGGCACACUGCCCAUCAAACUGAACGCCUGGCUGAAAUGGGACACCGACGCCAAAAACAACGAGUACGUCAAGUUGCUGUUGUGUUUUGGGGGCGGCGUGUUGUUUUGCACGACCUUCAUGCACAUGUUGCCUGAGGUGGUCGAAGGUAUCGAAGAACUGGAUUUGACAGUGAGCACGAAUUACGAGAUAAAUUUGGCUGAGCUGCUGAUGUGUAUUGGGUUCUUUACCAUGUACUUCGUAGAAGAGUUGGUUCACAAAUGGUUGCACAACAGGGAGGAUAUGAAGGCAGUGAGAAAGAGCAUUUUGAUACGUCGCGGUGAAAACGACUUUAUUGCGGAAUUGGAAAGGAAGAGCACACACAAAGACCACGAUCACAAGAACGAACACAGCCACGUCAUAGCGAUUGACAGUGAUACCACAGUAAAAACAAUAAGAGGUCUUCUUAUAGUCCUAGCUCUCUCCAUACACGAGUUGUUCGAGGGUCUGGCCGUGGGAUUGGAAGGGUCCAGUACCAAUGUAUGGUACAUGUUUGGGGCUGUGAGUGCACACAAGUUCGUAAUAGCAUUUUGCAUUGGUGUGGAAUUGAUGGCGUCCCAAAUGACAACAACCAUGGUGGUCGUCUACGUCUUCACUUUUGCGGUGGUGAGCCCAUUGGGCAUUGGAAUCGGUAUCGCCGUGAAUAAUAUCGACCAUUCCUCCACGGAAACUAUUUCGGUCAUUCUGCAAGGAUUGGCUUCUGGUACUUUGCUCUACGUGGUGUUUUUCGAAAUCCUGCAAGCAGACAAGAAAAGCGGCAUAAAGCAGUUUUUCUCAGUUUUUGUUGGGUUUAUUUUUAUGUUGAUGAUCACGAUUUUAGCUUAAGUAAAGGAUGCAAUCUCAAUAUUCCUUGUUGGUGGAAUAAGUUUUGUAAAAGUAAAUCAUCCCUGUGAUCUACUUUUUGUAUUUUAUAAUAGAAUACGUAUUUUUUGUACUUAGUUAUUGUAAGCAGUAUUUAUUUAUUGUUUGUUUAGAGUUUUGAUUUUGAAUAUAUUUUAUUUAACUAAA
Molecule: messenger RNA, 1789 nt
Organism: Brassicogethes aeneus
Lineage: Eukaryota; Metazoa; Arthropoda; Insecta; Coleoptera; Nitidulidae
Source: the annotation of a GenBank genome assembly